Messenger RNA from Phragmites australis (common reed), 1359 nucleotides. Its product is annotated as eyes absent homolog. Gene Ontology annotation, biological process: positive regulation of DNA repair; cell differentiation; multicellular organism development. The coding region runs from base 277 to 1188 and encodes 303 amino acids. The record is from RefSeq and is a predicted model, not a curated record. NCBI's taxonomy places the organism in Eukaryota, Viridiplantae, Streptophyta, Magnoliopsida, Poales, Poaceae. Gene Ontology annotation, cellular component: nucleus. The transcript is spliced from 6 exons. Gene Ontology annotation, molecular function: protein tyrosine phosphatase activity.
GUUGAGUAUAAACUGAAGUGAAUCAGUGAAUGUAUCCCCGCCAGCACUGUUCAUCUUCUACCUCUCCUUUCUCGCCCUUCUCUGAUUUCCCCCCAAUUAUUCCCUUCCCAGCUUCAAGACGCGGCAAGCCCGGCCUCCUUCUAUCCAAGUCUUCUCUGGUCUACAGGCGUCGCCACCCUCUCCUCCUCUCCACCGCCGUCGACAGGGUACUGAACUGGUUAGGAGGGGAGAUCCAUCAUCCGGAUUUGGAUUCAUUUCUGCUUUUGUUGGUGUGAAAUGGAUGAGGCUGUCCCAGCUUUGGCUACUGGUCAAGCAUCAACCGAUGUUGUGACGGACAAGCCAAUAAAUGUGUACAUAUGGGACAUGGAUGAGACACUUAUUUUGCUUAAGUCACUGUUGGAUGGGUCGUAUGCUGGGUCUUUUGAUGGCCUGAAGGACCGUGAUAAAAGUACUGAAAUAGGGAAGCGGUGGGAGAACCUCAUUCUUGAACUAUGUGAUGAACACUUCUUUUAUGAGGAGAUUGAGAAUUACAAUGAACCCUGUCUCGAUGCUUUGAGUGAAUAUGAUGAUGGGAAAGACUUGACCUCAUAUGAAUUUGAGGCUGACUGUUUUAGUUCACCUUAUGAUGAUGUGAACAAAAAGAAGCUUGCUUACAGGCAUCGUGCUAUUGGAGAGAAAUAUGGAAAGGGUUUGGAAAAGAUUCUGGACCAACACAUGGUCAAAGUCUGGGAUGAUCUGUAUAGUUUGACUGACAAAUAUACUGAUGGUUGGCUUUCUUCAGCUCAUAAACUGUUGGGAGAAGCAAUUGGCAAAUCAGCAGCGGCGCCUUCUGCCAACUCGUCAAGCAUUAAUUGCAUAGUUACAUCAGGGUCGUUGAUUCCUAGUCUUGCCAAAUGUUUGCUGUAUCGCCUGGAUGAUGUGGUCUCGUCUGAGAAUGUUUACAGUUCAUGGGAAGCGGGGAAGCUGCAGUGCUUCAAAUGGAUCAAGGAGCGGUUUGAUGGUCCAAAUAUCCGCUUCUGCGCGAUCGGAGAUGGGCCUGAGGAAUGCAGCGCGGCACAGGUCAUGAAAUGGCCAUUCAUCAAGGUUGAGUUCCACCCCGAGGGCCCUCACAGGUUCCCUGGCUUAGACAUGGCGACAAUCCAGAACUACAUGGAUGUCAUAUACGAGUCGUCAAGCAAAGAUGGCUGACCAUCUCCGACCUCAGAUGUUGCUGCCUUUAUCUUGGAGAAUUAGGAGGCUGGUGCGCGAUAAAUAAGAUCAGUCUGACCAGUUCGUCCAUUCCUCAAAUGUUGUCAUACAUUCUGUUCUGUCUGUGCUGCCAUUUUACUCUGGUUCAGGCAAUAAUCUGUUGUUGGUAUC